AUGGUAGCCAAUUUCGAUCAAGUCUUAUUUGAGACAUUGGAUAAGGAUGGUGUCAUUGAGAGUUCAAGACAGAUGUGCCAAGCGAAUGGUUGGGAUGACCAUCAAGCAGUCGUUGGUGAUCUAAAGUCAUGGGAGUCAAUGAACGUCGUCACUUUGGAGUUCAAAGAGAGCUCUUCAUUAAACUUGACUGAAAACGGUGAGAGUGCAGUCAAGAAUGGUUCACCAGAGUUCAUCUUGUACUCUGCAGUACCAGCUGAAGGUAUUUCCGUUAAGGAAGCCAAUGAAAAGUUUGGUGCAACUGCUUUUGGUUCUGCCAAGGGUAAGCAAUGGAUUGUUAUCGAUAAAGGUUUGGUCAAGAGAAAGCAAGACGGUAUUGAAGACACCACAAAGAAUCUUUUGGUCAACCUCGCCAAUUUGGAUCCAAAGGGAGAAGAUAUUAAAGCAUUGAGACGUGCAAAAUUAGUUGAAGAAAAGACAUUGUCAUAUUGCAAGAUUAGUAAAGGAGAAAAGUAUAAUAUUAGAAAGAAGGAAUGUUCCGAUUUGACUGCCGAUAUGUUAAAGACAGAGUCAUGGAAGGAUGAGACAUUCAAAUUCAAUCAUCUUGCACUCGGAGAAAUCCCAAGUUCGGGAUUCCGUCAUCCAUUGAGCAAGGUAAAGGCAGAGUUCAAACAGAUUUUCAUUGAGAUGGGAUUCGAAGAGAUGCCAACUGCAAACUUUGUUGAAAACUCUUUCUGGAACUUUGAUGCUCUCUUCCAACCACAACAACAUCCAGCUCGUGAUGCUCAUGACACCUUCUUCUUGAAGGAUCCAGCCACCUCACACGAUUUCACAGAUGAUUAUCUCGCUAAAGUACACAAAGUACAUCAAGAAGGUGAUUAUAAUUCAUUAGGAUGGAGAUAUGAUUGGAAGCUUGAGGAAGCUGAAAAGAAUAUUUUGAGAACCCAUACAACUGCUGUAUCAUCUCGUAUGUUAUAUAAAUUGGCACAGACUGGUUUCAAACCAAAGAAAUAUUUCUCGAUUGAUCGUGUUUUCAGAAAUGAAACAUUGGAUGCUACUCAUCUUGCAGAGUUCCAUCAAGUCGAGGGUGUCAUUGCCGACGUCGAUAUUUCAUUGUCACAUUUGAUCGGUAUUUUCACUGAAUUCUUCAAGCGUUUGGGUAUCACCGAUAUCAGUUUCAAACCAGCCUACAAUCCAUACACCGAACCAAGUAUGGAGAUCUUUGGUAAGCAUCCAAAGUUGGGCCGUAUCGAACUCGGUAACUCUGGUCUUUUCCGUCCAGAGAUGUUGUUGCCAAUGGGUCUCCCACCCAAUGUCAGAGUAGCUGCCUGGGGUCUCUCUCUUGAAAGACCAACCAUGAUCAAAUAUGAACUUAAUAGCAUUCGUUCAAUCUUUGGAAAUGAUUUGAACAUCAACUCUAUCAAAUCAAAUCCAAUUUGUAUGUUCCCAACCGAUUUCGAAUAA
Messenger RNA from Heterostelium album PN500, 1461 nucleotides. RefSeq names its product phenylalanyl-tRNA synthetase (gene pheSA). Gene Ontology annotation, biological process: phenylalanyl-tRNA aminoacylation. The transcript has 5 exons. Gene Ontology annotation, cellular component: phenylalanine-tRNA ligase complex; cytoplasm; cytosol. NCBI's taxonomy places the organism in Eukaryota, Evosea, Eumycetozoa, Acytosteliales, Acytosteliaceae. The record is from RefSeq and is a predicted model, not a curated record. Bases 1 to 1461 code for a protein of 486 amino acids. Gene Ontology annotation, molecular function: tRNA binding; ATP binding; phenylalanine-tRNA ligase activity.